GGUUCAUAUCUGCAUUUAUACUCUACAGCUUCGGAUGAGUUCGGGUUUUGAGGGGAAGUGUGGUGGUGUGAGGUGUCGAUGAUCGUGAACCUUGGCCUUUGGCCCGUUACCGUCACAUUCGAUCGCAUCUUGAGACAAGGAACGUGGCAGGACAGAUGGAGAACAAAUCGUCAGUGGGUGGGGAUCUUGUUUACUCCUUGGUGGCAGCAAGGGAAGUGUCUGGACGGAAAAUCCAUUGACAGGGUGUCAAAGACGAUACAAUGCGCGUGAUGCGGGGAGAAGUGCAUCCACCUACCACUAUAAGCAUUAUGCAACGCGGGCAACCCAUCGAUGAUUUGGGUAAUAACGUUAUUUCCCUGCCGCUUCUAUUCGACUUCUCCCGCAUAUUAAGGUCGAAAACGUGGGGUAGCGCUCAGGCAAAAGUGGUUGCCAAGACUUAUUUCCACGUUACCGGAGCGGUGCGUGCGCGUUCCUGAGUUGUGGUUGUCGGCAUUUAUGGGACGAGGAGAGAUCAUAUUAUGGCAUGGCGAUAGCCUCAACCUUUCGUUCUCGUCUUCUAGUCAUAUGCUUAAUAAGCCUCAGCCACGCCCGCUUUGCCCUCUUCCCUCAUCGUCAGGAACGAUUACGGUGAGAAUGGACCGCCCAACUUGACGCCAUGGCUGCACUGCGAUGGUGCACUCUACAUGCCGCCCCGAGCAACUUCUUGAUCUGGUCUGGUUUGCAGGCAAGUUGUCAGCGGGAGAUCAGCCUGAAACAAUCAGCGAUGCGGCCUGCACAUCCGGCUUGGCUCGGCAGUGAUACCGACUCGCCGUCGCGAUGCGGCUAAUAACACCCGGAUAUAGAAGUUAAUAUAUAAGGCUUGGUAUAAAUAUAUAUGUAAGGUCUACCUCUCCAUUCCCCUUCCCCAGCUUUAGCAUUCUCUUGUAAAUAUUUUCACUGUAGAUACUUCAAGAUGCUGAGCAUGAAAGCCUUGGUCGCUCUUGCGGCCGCCAUUCAGCCACUUGCCAUGGCGCAAAGCGCUGUCUGGGGCCAAUGUGGUGGAAGUGGCUGGACUGGUCCUACAACCUGCGUGUCAGGCUCCGUUUGCACCUUCUCCAACGCCUGGUACUCCCAGUGCCUCCCAGGUACUGCUCCGCCAGUCUCGAGCAACCCUGGAACCACCCCGACCACGACCGCCUCAAACCCUGGCAACACAGGGGGCGGCUCCACCAGCGGCAGCAUCGAUGUAAGAUUCAAGGCACACGGCAAGAAGUACAUCGGCACUGCCACAGACCAGGGCAGAUUGACCAGCGGAAGCGCUCCGAUCAUCCAGGCAGACUUUGGUCAAGUCACCCCGGAGAACAGCAUGAAGUGGGAUUCCAUUGAACCAUCGCGAGGCAACUUUGGCUGGACUGGAGCCGAUUACUUGGUGAACUGGGCCCAGACCAACGGAAAGCUGAUCCGUGGUCACACCCUGGUCUGGCACAGCCAGCUCCCAUCAUGGGUGAGUGCGAUUACGGACAAGGCGACAAUGACGAGCGUCAUCCAAAACCACGUCACCACCAUCGUGACUCGCUACAAGGGAAAGAUCCUUCAAUGGGAUGUCGUCAAUGAGAUCUUUAACGAGGACGGCUCCAUGCGCGACUCUGUAUUCUCUAGGGUCCUCGGGGAGGAUUUCGUCAGCAUUGCCUUCAAGGCUGCACGCGCUGCCGACCCCAACGCCAAGCUGUACAUCAACGACUACAACUUGGACACUGCUACUUAUGCCAAGGUCACCACCGGCAUGGUAGCUCACGUCAAGAAGUGGAUCGCUGCCGGUGUCCCAAUUGACGGCAUCGGAACUCAGGGUCAUCUCCAGGCUGGUGGUGGCGCUGGUUUGGCAGCCGCCAUCAAGGUCCUCGCUGCUUCUGGUGUCUCCGAGGUUGCUGUCACUGAGCUGGACAUUGUAGGUGCAGCGGCUACUGAUUACGUCAACGUCGUAAAUGGUUGCCUCAACGAGGCCAAGUGUGUCGGUGUGACCGUUUGGGGUGUGCGUGACCCAGACUCUUGGAGAGCAAGCAGCAACCCGCUUCUCUUUGACGCGAACUUCCAGCCUAAGGCAGCUUACACUGCUAUUCUGAACGCUCUCUAAGCCUCCCUCCUCACAUUUUCAGAAGCAAGGUCC
This is a messenger RNA of Pseudogymnoascus verrucosus, 2143 nucleotides long. RefSeq names its product Endo-1,4-beta-xylanase 6 (gene XYL6). Lineage: Eukaryota; Fungi; Ascomycota; Leotiomycetes; Thelebolales; Thelebolaceae. Gene Ontology annotation, cellular component: extracellular region. The record is from RefSeq and is a predicted model, not a curated record. The coding region runs from base 953 to 2110 and encodes 385 amino acids. Gene Ontology annotation, molecular function: cellulose binding; hydrolase activity, hydrolyzing O-glycosyl compounds. The transcript has 6 exons. Gene Ontology annotation, biological process: carbohydrate metabolic process.